AUGAAAGAUGGAGGAUUCGAGGAUGCGGCGGUGAUGCGCCUUGAAACGGUAAUGAGGGCGAAACGGAGGCGGAGUAAUCUUUCAUUUACAACUAAAUCUGAAAAUAUGGUAUUGUGUAGAAAUAAAAAGUUCCUAAUUUUAAUGAAAAUCGAGACACCCACGAUCUCUGUUGCUAUCACCAAGGCAGAGCGGGAAAAAAAAGAUGGCUCGCCUGCCUUGAUUAAGGAGGAGAGUCAUAAAAGUAAAAAGUAUCAUGAUCCUAUCAUUAAGAAGGAGGCUGAGGAGGGUGACAAUGAUAGUGGCAAUGAUAACGAUAAUGGUGACAUUACAGAUGGACCUCCAGAUGAAGAGGAGGGGGAACUUGUUUCCGAUGCCAUUGCUAAAGAGUACGUGUAUUCGUCUUGCUUACCAUAG
Molecule: messenger RNA, 414 nt
Organism: Mitosporidium daphniae
Lineage: Eukaryota; Fungi; Microsporidia
Exons: 1
Coding region: 1-414 (137 amino acids)
Source: RefSeq, a predicted model, not a curated record